Messenger RNA from Anguilla rostrata (American eel), 5517 nucleotides. It is a transcript of the gene ccdc142, whose product is annotated as coiled-coil domain containing 142. The coding region runs from base 1386 to 4382 and encodes 998 amino acids. The transcript has 13 exons. NCBI's taxonomy places the organism in Eukaryota, Metazoa, Chordata, Actinopteri, Anguilliformes, Anguillidae. The record is from RefSeq and is a predicted model, not a curated record.
AGGCACGCCAGCUGCAGACCUAUGUAUAUUUCGAUGUGCCUACUCGACCACACGCUCGUUGUCGUUGUAACUGAGGAGGUCCUCGACACAGACAUAUAUACAUAUGUAUAUGUCUAUGGUCCUCGAUGCAGCCUGCGGGAAGGGGCGGUACCUUAAGGCGGUACUUGUCGUACCUUGGUUGCCCCUCGCGACCCUGAAUACAGAAGCAGGCCAUGAGUAAACAAUCAGGCAGCCUGGGUGUGGUAUCGAUAUAUUUAUUUAACUUGAAUGAGAGUGGCUCUGUAACCCGUGCUUAGUUACCGCUAACUAACUAACAUUACGGUUAUACUAGACAUACUGGCUGAGGUGUACUUAGGUUUACUAACAUUAAGUUAGUUAAUGUGGAAAGUGGCUAACAUAACGACGCUAAAUAGCUUGAUAGCUACAGCCACAUGCAGGAUAGGUAGAUAGUCUAGCAUCUAGCGUUAAUGUAGGGUAUGUUAGCUAGCUAGUCUCCAAUAUAUUGACAGCGUUAGCUUAUCCCAGGUAACAUUCGUUUAAUGAUCAAAAUAUGUAAUUUUUCGUUUCAUAUGUAAAUUUUCGUUCUCGUUACUUGUCUGCUAGUCAUGAUGGGUCUUACGUUUGCUAUCGACGUAGCUAGAGUUACAAUUGCCUGACCUCACUUAUCUGACGUUAAUUUUAUUUACUAAGAUAUGUCAAGGUAGAUAAUAAUAAUGAUAACUGAUUGACGUGUGCUACUCAUGUUAUCUGCGCUUAUGAACUAGUUAGCUAAAGUGAACGACACCAGUGGGGGGGAGCUUCAUUGUCCGCCCGUGACUGCAGUGCUAAUUAGGGUACAUCAUGGCUAACGUUACUGCUCCGCACAUGCCGCAGGAUUACAGCUCAGCUUUAGGCUAAUAAUAUUACAGCAACCUUGUUAAAUAGUUAACCUGUCUAAAAAUACUGGUGCUCGCGCGGGUGCAGCUACACUUCCCGAAGACAAUGGCGGCACACAAGUAAUUGAUAAUGUAUAAAUGUAAAGCACUAGGAACCAGCACUAGCUAAAAACGUUAGCCGUUCUGUAAAAAGACUAUUUGGCUAGGAUAGCUAAACAUUGUGGUUUCUCUGGUUUUGGAGAUAGCUACUGGUGAUUCGUGUCCGAGAUGGCAGACGAAGGAUGCGUAACAAAGCUAUGUUCACUUUUGGUUGUGCACUGAACCUACCUCUUUGGAGUGUCUCCAAACAUUCUGCCGAGGGGAUAUUGGAUUUAUUCUGCACUUCACACGUUAUGAACAUCUAACCUUUACCACGUAAUGAUCGGACAGUCUAUCCUGGAUUUUGUGAUUAGUUGACACGAAUGAGGGGCUUGCAGUGAGCUGGCGCUAGACUUAGGCCUGGUUCUGACCAUGGCCCAGAUGACUGAGAGCUCCAAUGGGUCCCUGCCCCCACGCAACGCACUUGGGAGCCAGAAGGAUGCCUCCUUCCUGGACAUCGAAGGACGGUCUGACUGCCUGGAAGCCAGGAUGGAGGUGUGGCCAGUGCACGAUUUGGCUGAAUUGCAUGCGUCUGAGGAAGACCAGAAAAGAAUAAGUCCUUCGCUUGACGCGUUGUCUCAGGACCGAUCUGAUGUUCCCUGCAUGCCAAGUUCAUUCUCCUGGUCCCUGCAGAAGGCGGAGGCUUUGUUGCGGACUAGGCUGAACCCAGGGCUGCGCUGGCUGCUCAAACAGAAGUCCUUUGAUGGUGGUUCUGACCCAGACAAAGAGGACACCUUCAUGGUAUGCCAGAACCUGACGUCCCGCUCCUCACGCCGCUUGCAGCAGCUAGAGCAGUGUGUGCUCGGACUGAGCCAGCAGUGGCAGGUGCAGCGUGCAUCCACCGGAAUGCAGUAUGGAUGCAUCAGGAUCCCAUCCCCAGACAACUGUGAGUUUCACCACCACCCGGCUGCAGUUACCUUCGGCCAGCACUACUCCCUGCUGCAGGACCUGCUGGAAGACCGUGCCCGGCUCCUCUUCCUCCACGAGUUUGCCCAUCGGUACCAAGCCGCCACCACAUUCGUCGCAAACCUGGCCGGCCUGCUGGAACGGGAGCGGGCGUCGCCAGGUGCCAGGGGGCGAGGCCCAUGUCCUGUGUGGUGCUAUGGCGUCGGAGCUCUGUGCGAGGAACUGCGGGUCCACUUGGGUCACUGGGGUCGCCUCCGUGCCAAGGCCCAGGCUGAGCGCUGGCUGAGGUCCGCCUCCUUCUGGAGCUCUAGGACUCCGGCUGAGGCGCAACAAAGCUUGACGCUGCUGGGGCUGCAGGCGCUGGCUCUGACAGAAGAGUACCUCCAGGCAGCCCUGGCUGCCCUGGCAUGGGCUGGCCCAGAUGGGGUGUCUACAGAAGCCCUGGAGGACACACUGGCUGGGUUGGAGGCCUUCAACCACAUUUUGGCCGAACAGGGCGUCCAGCGUGGGGCCAUGGCCCAGAGGGCGAUAGCCUGCCCUGCUCUGCUCACGGCAGCCGCACUGCUUCGCAUCCUGGCAGAGCACAGGGGGUGGGCGGCCGCCGAGGCUCUCCACCAAUGGGCCGCUGCAUGGAGCAGGCCCCUCCCCGUGCUCUGCGCCUCUCCUCUGAGGUGGAAGUGGGAACAGUUUGAUUGGCCUUGCCUGCUGGAUCCUCUUAUUUCACCAACAAAGACCACAGUUCUCCCCAUGUGCCCUUGUCCACUGACUGUUUUCGUCAAACAGGAUGCCGAGUUUGCAGCGAGAAUUAUCCAGGCCCUGCUGUCAACCACCAACCUGCUGGUGCCCCACAUACCCACCCAGCCCAUUGCGGACCGUCCCCAAAUGGUGGAUGGCUUCCCUGCACACCCCACAUUGGGUAGCGGGGCUCAAGACGGGCAGGCGACCAAGAGGUGCAAGUUUGUGCAGUGGAGAGACACGGGCAAGUCUGAUGCUUGCGCAGCUGUGGUGGUCCAGUACAGACGUGCUCUGUGGAAGGAGUUUGGCAGAGCCCUUCUUGCCCUUCUUUACUACCCCCCUCCUGACUGCAUUCUGGGAAGUCUAAACCAGUGUACGGAUCAAGCAGUUUUUCUGCUGGUCACAGAGCUGCACAGUGCCUGCAGAAAAGUUUCACUUCCUGAGGAAUGUGAAGGUUUGCUAAACAAUCUCUGCACCCAGAUUGCCUGCAAAACAGCACUGAGUCACUGGGAUGAAGUUCUAUGUGUGUCUCUGGGGACGGGAAUGAAGGAUAAAUGUCUUCCUGAUUCUGUGGGGGGAGACUCUGCAGUCAGGACCCCCACCGCAGAGCUUCUCCUGCAGCUCCUUCCCCCACUCCACACCACCCUGAACUGCCUGGAGCACUCAGUUGGGGGCAGCACUGAGCUCUUGGAUCCAAGGACCCUACGCUUCCUCCAGGUUUUGCUGCUGAGUCAGGCCGUAGUCACUGUCCACAGCUCCACCUUCUGGGUUAUGAGCAAAGCCUAUCAGUUCCUCUGCUCCUGGUCCCUUAACAAGUUUCUGCUGGUCACCCUAGGAGACCUUAAGGUUCUGAAAGCAGCAAUGGAGAGUCUUGUACUGCGUGUGGAGGCACUUUUCCAUGACAGGGGCACUGUGCUUUCCCCUAUUGAGUGGCAUGCAUCCCAGCUCACCCGCGGAGUUACAGACCUACAGGUCUUCUCACAGCUAGUCCUGAGGAUCUUUUCCAAGGAUUGUAAGAAGAUGGCUGUGGAAAUCUUUGAACAGACCAUGCCUUCAGGGAAGCACUGGAGAAUUACCUGUAAAGCAGAGUUGCCAAGCAGCCCCAGUGACUAUGCGGCGUCUGCAGCCCAGAGUGUGAUUGGGCAGGUGCUAGAGGGAGUGCAGCCUCUGCCAGAUGAGGCACGGAUCCCAGCCCUGACUGAGGCCAUGACUGCUUUCAUGGAAGCCUGGAUGGAGCACAUUCUCAAACAGAAGAUCAAAUUCAGCCUCCAGGGGGCACUGCAGCUGAAGCAGGACUUUGACCUGAUUCGGGACCUAAUCCGGUCAGAGGAGUAUCGACUGUCAGAAGAAAUCCACCAGCGGCUGCUGUCUUUGCGGGUCUUUCACCAGAUGGACAGUGCCAUUGUGUGUCUGCUGCAGCAACCUGUCGCCAAACCUUACAUUCCGUCCCGUGGCUGGGACCACUUCCGCCGUUGCUGUCCAAACAGCAGCUCGCUCGUGGACCCGGGGUCUGGCAGUCUGAACAGUCUGGAGAGCAUGGAUAUCCAGGCAGCGCGGAAUCAGGCUCUGACUGAGGCUGAGGAAUCCCUGGCCCCCCGACUGCUGGCUACAUCGCCACCGGAGUCCUACCUGGCCAUCUCACAGCAAGAAUGGCUGGCACUUCGCAUCCACAAUGGCACGCGCUGGAAACUUCCAGGUCUGCGUUGCCUGAACAAGUCAGAGCCCUGACUCUGGAUCAGCAUGCUCUUAAUGAGCACUGACUCUGGAUCUGUGACAGGGGUAACUCACCAGCAGAAACCGUUUUCAUCCUCUGGCUGCAGGGUGCAAUUGGCUACAAUUUUUGGUUUCGGGCACAAUACUUAAAUAUAUGAAAUAAUUUAUUUAUCAUGAAAUUACUGAAAGCCCCGUGAGCGAUUACAAGUGAGCUCUAGAAGUUUAUCCAAAAGCUGAGCCUUAAUUUAACUUAAGUACCUCAUAUUAAUGGGCAUUAUACCAGUGAAAAUAUACUGUAAACAUUUCUGGUAUGAUUCAACACAGUUAAAAUAAAAAAACAUUUUCUUGUGAUGUAAUUUAAAUAGAUGAAAGGUGAGAUUUUAUCCUUACAUUUUCAUUGAUUUUAUUGAUUUUAUAAAAGGUGACAUUGACCUGUUUUAUGUUGUAGUGUGGAGCCAUUGACUUGAAUUGCUAACCAAGCCAUAUCCUCUCCCAGGUUACUUUUACGUAUCUCAGAAUGGGACAGGGAGGCUUUAUGAUCUGAAAAAUGGGUGGAGCUCUCAGUGAUCAGUGAUUCACUGAUUUGAGCCAAUCAUGGUCUUUCCUAUGGAGGGCAAUCUUGAUUGGUCAAUACAAUCUCCAUGGACACGUCACAGCUCCACACUUUAAAUUGAUUGUUUUGUAAAAUGUGAAGUACAUAGAUGCACUUGUAUUAUCCUCAGCUAAUUUUACAAAGUAGUAUAGCAAUAUGAGACAAAUAUUGAUAUCAUUUUAAACAUAUAAACGUAUUUUUUAAUUACAUGGUUCAACUCAGCUAGCAUGUGAACUGAAAGAUUUAUUUUAAUGGUGUUUUCUGAAGGAUGCUAUGGGCUAAUACAAAAUCACAAUUUCUGAACAGUAUUUAUUCUUAUACUGGUGCUCAAUUUAAAAAUGAACCUUUACUGUAACAGAACAUUUCAAAAUUAUUUUUGUACAAGAAUUGUCAAGAUUGUUUUGUAAAUGUGUUGUGCAUCAUGGUUUGCACAAGAUUUACAAUAAUGUAAUUUUAUAAGCGAUUUUGUGCUGUAGAAUGCUCAAAGAAGUUACAUUUUCGUUUCAAAAUGCUAUCCUUUUCUGCUGGACAGUAAAAUAAACAAUGUUUCAUUAUAAA